GCUGUUUAGCAGCAGCAGCAGCAGCGCCAUUGCGGUUGCAAAUGUAACCAACUUCAGAUUAUUGUUCGAUCAUCUAUCGCACAUCAAUCCAGCGGUUAAUAUUUCGUUAUUUUACGUUAUAUUUCCAAUGUUGUGCCAAUUCUCAUUGUAAUUUAGUGUCGACGUAACUUUAAAAGUAACAAGACAGCUACAAAUGUAAUCAAUCAGUCGGUUGUGUUUGCAAACGUGCAUAUGCUUUGUUGUGAGAACCACCUUUAUCUGCUGUCAUUCUGAGGUGUAAGCAACUGAUUUUUUCAAUAAUGAAACAUAAGUUGCUCAUUCAAUGUUAGGAUAUAGAGUGGAAUACGGUACCGAAGGACCGAAACAGCAUACAAUUGUUGAUGUGUCGUGAUGCGAGUGUUAUUUUCACACGGGGCAGUUAUCAGGAGAAUGUGCGGUGGCGUUUAGGCUCAGUUAUAGCGGACGUCAGACACGGGGUUCGGGAUGGAGCAAGUGAAGGACGAGGAUCGUAUGCGGCGGCUGCGCGCGCUGGAGGAACGGUUGUGCGACCCGCGCUCCACCGGCAAUGCGGACUGCCUGUUGGACACGGUCACGGCGCUCGUUGCCGACUGCGACCACCCCGCGAUACGACGUAUGAAAAACGUCGAGGCCUACACCAGCAGGUAUGAAGAAUUUGCUUCAGAAAUUGUGAAUCUACGCAUGAAGGCAGCUGACUUUGACUUAAUCAAAGUGAUUGGUCGAGGAGCAUUUGGUGAGGUACAACUAGUCAGGCAGAAGUCUACAAAUCAAGUGUAUGCCAUGAAGCUACUAAGUAAAGUAGAAAUGAUAAAAAGGUCUGACUCCACUUUCUUUUGGGAGGAAAGACAUAUCAUGGCUCAUGCAAACUCUGAGUGGAUUCUAAAAUUACACUUUGCUUUUCAAGAUCAAAAAUAUUUGUACAUGGUCAUGGAUUACAUGCCUGGUGGUGAUCUUGUUAGUCUUAUGUCAAAUUAUGAUAUUCCUGAGAAAUGGGCUAAAUUCUAUACUAUGGAAAUUGUAUUAGCUUUAGAUGUCAUUCACGGAAUGGGCUUUGUUCACCGUGAUGUCAAACCAGACAAUAUGUUAAUUGACAAGUAUGGUCAUCUAAAAUUAGCCGAUUUUGGAACAUGUAUGAGAAUGGGACCUGAUGGCCUUGUGCGUGCCAGCAAUGCUGUUGGUACCCCUGAUUAUAUUUCACCUGAGGUGUUGCAAUCACAAAAUGGAGAAGGGGUUUAUGGCCGAGAAUGCGAUUGGUGGGCAGUGGGAAUAUUUCUCUAUGAGAUGUUAAUAGGAGAUCCACCAUUUUAUGCUGACAGUUUAGUAGGAACGUAUGGCAAAAUUAUGGACCAUAGAAACUCCUUGCAGUUUCCUGAUGACAUUGAAAUUUCAAAAGAAGCUAAGUUGCUAAUACGAGGGCUGUUAACUGACAGAACUAGAAGGUUGGGCAGGAACAGUGUUGAUGAAAUCAAACAACAUCCAUUUUUUAUUAAUGACCAGUGGAGUUUUGAAAAUCUUAGAGAUUCUGUACCUCCUGUAGUACCGGAAUUAUCUAGUGAUGAUGACACUAGGAAUUUUGAUGACAUAGAAAAAUCUGAUGCUUUAGACGAAUCUUUUCCUGUGCCAAAGGCUUUUGUUGGGAAUCAUUUACCCUUUGUUGGGUUUACAUACAAUGGUGAUUAUCAAUUGUGUGCACGUCGAAUGAAACAGGCAGAUGUGGUAGACACUAUUUCUAAUAAUCAUAUAAAUAGUGUAGGUUCUGAAGCAAUAUUGCAGCUAGAAAAAUUGUUAGAAAGAGAAAGAGAUGGGCGACGCAAGCUAGAAGAUACACAAGUUGCACUCUGCGCUCAGUUAGAAGAUUUGUCUCAGAGAGAAGCUCGUAGUAAAAAAAUUAUAGCUGAAACUGAUAAAGAGCUUGCAUUACUAAGACAUGAUCUCAAAGAAAUACAGCGAAAGGCGGAAAUGGAAGUGGAAUCAAGAAGAAAAGCCGAAAUCAACUUAAUGGAGGCAAAGCGACGUCUUGAAGAAGAGCAGACUAAAAGAGCUAAAGAAAUUAGUAAUUUGCAAACAUACAACGAAAAGAUUAAUGCUUUAGAAAAACAAUUAGAAGAAUUAAGAGAAAAAUUAAAACAAGAGUCUGAGGCGGCAGCUAAGUCUAGGAAACAAGCAGCCGAACUGUCCGCCGCUCAGGCAGCUGCGGCUGCCGUCAACGAUGGCACAAUGGCCAGCUUACGAGCUCAACGCGAUACUCUCGAACGGGAACGAAGUGCUCUCUCCGAAGAACUCGGUGAAGUUAAGGCAGCUAAACAGCGGUCAGACGCUGCGGUGGCCGAAGCCACUAGUAGACUUAACGCCGCUCAUGCGGAACUAGAGAGAUCUUCAACUAGGUUGAGCCAGAUAAUGACAGACAAUCGGCAACUUUCCGAGCGUGUUUCAACAUUAGAAAAGGAAUGUACUUCCCUCGCGCACGAGCUCCGAGCGUCGCAACAUCUGUACCAGCAGGAGGUGCGCGCACAUCAAGACACUCAGAGGUCGCAGCUGCUCUCUAAACAAGAAGCCAACCUAGAGCUGGUUAAGGCCUUGCAAGCCAAGCUCAACGAAGAGAAGACGGCGAGACAAAUAUCCGAGUCGGCAUGUCAAGAAAAGGAGCGGCAGAUGUCGAUGCUCAGCGUCGACUACCGGCAGAUGCAGCAGCGAUUGCAGAAGUUGGAAGGUGAACAUCGGCAAGAGAGCGAGAAGGUGUGCGGGCUGUCGGCGGCGCUGGAGCAGGAGCGCGCGGCGCACGCGCGGGCGGCGGGCGAGGCGGGCGCGGCGGAGGCGGCGGCGCGCGCGGCGCACGCGGAGCGCGACGCGCGCGCGCGCGACCUGCUCGCCGUGCGCGCCGCGCUGCACGACACCGCCGAGAAGCUCGCCGCCGCCAGCGCCGAGCGGGACAUGCACUAUGCCAGGAGCGAAGAGUUGCGAUCGCAGCUUGAGAACGAGCAGCACUAUUGCCACGUGUACAGGAGCCAGGUGAACGAGAUCCGCUCGCAGAUGGAGGAGAGCUCGCGGGCGGCGCGGGACCUCGAGCAGGAGCGCUCCAGCCUGCUGCACCAGCUGCAGCUGGCCAUCGCCAGGGCCGACUCGGAGGCUAUCGCUAGGUCGAUCGCCGAGGAGACGGUGGGCGAGCUGGAGAAGGAGAAGACGAUGAAGGAGCUGGAGAUGCGCGAGGCCAUGGCGCAGCACCGCGCCGAGCUCGCCGCGCGCGACGCGCUGCUGCAGGGGCUGCGCGACCGCGACCACGAGCACCGCGCCACCAUCGACCUGCAGCGGAAGGAGGUGGACGAGUUGCGCCGCAGCGGCACCGCGCUGGCGGAGCGCGUGGCCACGCUGCAGCGGCUGCAGGAGGACGUCGACCGCCUCAACAAGAAGCUCAACUCAGAGAUCAUGCUCAAACAACAGGCCGUCAAUAAACUCGCAGAAAUCAUGAACAGAAAAGACAUGAACCCGGCAUCGACGAAGAACAAGAGCAAGAUGUCGGUGCGCAAGGACAAGGACUACCGCAAGCUGCAGCAGGAGUUGACGCGCGAGAAGGAGAAGUUCGACCAGCACAUAUCGAAGCUGCAGCGCGACCUGCAGGAGUGCCAGCAGCAGCUGCUUGACGAACAAUCCACCAGGCAGCGGCUUGCUAUGGAGGUGGACAGUAAAGACGCAGAAAUCGAGCAACUGAAAGAGAAACUCGCAGCCCUUACCAGUGAGACAGCAUCUCAAUCGUCCGCCGACGCAGAGGAUGGUGAGACGGAGCAGACGCUGGAGGGCUGGCUCUCCGUUCCGUUCAAGCAGAAUAUACGCCGGCACGGCUGGAAGAAGCAGUACGUCGUGGUCUCGUCCAAGAAGAUCAUCUUCUACAACACCGAGAGCGACAAGCAGAACACUACCGAUCCUGUUAUGAUUCUCGAUCUCAGCAAGGUGUUCCACGUGCGGUCGGUGACGCAGGGCGACGUGAUCCGCGCGGACGCGAAGGACAUCCCGCGCAUCUUCCAGCUGCUGUACGCGGGGGAGGGCGAGGCGCGCCGGCCCGGCGACGCGCAGGACACGCCGCAGGACGCUGCCGACCACGCCGGUAACACGGUGCAGCAUAAGGGCCACGACUUAGUGAGCAUCACCUACCACAUACCGACCGCGUGUGAGGUGUGCACGCGCCCGCUCUGGCACAUGUUCCGUCCGCCACAGGCCUACGAGUGCAGGAGGUGUCGCAUGAAGAUCCACGCGGAGCACGUGGGCGAGGGCGAGGCGGGCGGCGGCGGCGUGGCGGCGUGCAAGCUGCACGCGGACCGCGCGCGCGAGCUGCUGCUGCUGGCGCCCGGCGCGCACGAGCAGCGCCGCUGGGUGGCGCGCCUCGCCCGCCGCGUGCAGCGCCACGGCUACCGCGCGCACCACCACCACAACCACGACCACACCAAGCUCUCGCCCAGGGACUCGAUGCGGUCGAGCCUGAAGCCGUCGCACAUGAACGUGUCGCAGCGCAGCUCCACGCUGCCCGCCAACGCGUCGCUGCCUCGCCAGUGAGCCGCCGCCGCCACUCGCUCCAGUAACACAUUCAUCCACUCGAUUUUCGCUCGUGCCGUUUUAUUUUAUACUAACACUGAGCUUUUCCGUUCUGCGGCGUGUGGAAUAUUUAAGACUCGACUCAGUCUGCUACGGUCGCUGUACUUUAAGUUGGUACGUGGGGAAAUGUAGUUAUCGAACCUCGACUCGUCGACGCAUUUUGAUCUGGCAUUUGAAAUUCGUGUUGUUUAUCUGAACUUAUAAAUUGUUCGCCUAGUCUUUUAAAUGUAAAUUUAAGCGUUUUUGUCCAAAAUGUAUUCUAAAUCGGCGUUAAUGUGGUGACAAUUAAAUAUUUGAUAUUUGUACUUAUGUAAGUUAACAUCAGUUUUCCCAUUUAUCUGUUAAAAAAGACAUGUAUCGAUAAUGGAACCUUAGGCGGUGGUGCUAAUUGUUAAAACAAUUGUAAUUAUAAUGCGGUUUUACAUUUUGCGCGUUCAUUCUGUGGUUAUCAGUUCAAAAUUGUUUUGUUAAGUUGCGUGGUGUAUAUAUAUAUUAUUAAAUAUUAGUUGCAUUGUAUUGAUAUUGUUGUAGAAGUUUCGCUUGUACCAUGCGUUACCGCGUUGUUUGAUCCGACACCGUUGCUGUGGCGAUUGCUUUAUUUAAAACAAAUGUUUGUGCCAGCUUUAUAAUCAGAUCCGACUUGAACACCAGUAAUUCAACAGUGAACAUCAUAUUUAUAAGCAAAUAAUUUUUGUUUCAAAUGGAAUUGUUUUAUUUCGAGUGAAAUUCGCUUGUGUUGUAUAUUAUUUCAAACGUAGAUAAGGAUAUAUAUUCUAUAAUAUUUUUGUUACGUUUUGUUUACACACCAAACUGCGACUACGCGUUAAAUUAUGAAUAACAUAAUGCUUUAUUGAUGUUAUUUGUUUAGUAUUUGCAUAUGAAACGGUGAAAUGUCAUUCAUGACGUUUAAACGUAAGUGAAGAUAAUAAUUAACGUGCAUAGCGUCGAGGUGAUUGCAAUUAAACAGGAAUUGAUUUAACGAUAGUAACUAACUCUAUUUUGUAUUCUGCACUGUUUAUUUAUAUUCGUUGAUGACUAUUACAUGGUUCCACGUUAUAUUACUUAGGGUUUACGCAAAUUAUCGGCAGGAUCAGAUCGGGAUCGCCCUGCGUUGAAAUAAUUAAUUGAAAAAGGGACUUAAGUUAUGUGGUAUAUGGCACAUAUUGUUUUUUUGUUUAUUUGCACUGUAUAAAAAGUGCUUUGGCGUAUAAUUCUCUCAAUACUCUAUUUAGGGGUGUGGCGAGUCUGAUGUGGCCCGAUAAGUGUGCGGUCGACCUUAAUGCUUGUAGCGUAGGACUAUGUCACAGUCGACCGACGGGAAUAUAGUGAUAUCGAAUGUUUAUUACACUAUUGUGAAGUGAUACACAGAUUUAUUAUGAAUAAGUACAGCGGACACAUAUUGUCGCGAUGCAUUUGCAAUUAACGAAUAAACAGUGCCAUAAAUGUUUAUUUUUGUGUAGUAAUCCCCCCCUCAUAUAUUUGCUCAAAUCAAAUAGUUCUUUUAACGAAAUUCUACAUUCUUGUUACUUAAUUUACGUGAAAUGGACGGGCUUCCUCCGACUACUCGAUCAAUUUAAUAUAGAUUAAUGAGUAGCGGAAAAUUAGGCCUAUUAUAUAGGUAAUUAAAAAUUGUACUGCCUUUACUGUUCGUAUUGAUACUUACUGUGUAAUGUUUUACGGAUUUGCAAUAAUUUUUGCUCUAGUACACUACGAAGGAUACUUGAAAGCAAUAAUUUAGAAUCGUUGUCUCGGUUAAAAUAUACUUGAUGUUAAUGUUGAAUUUAAUGGAAACUAUAUUCAACUGAGUGUGUUCAGCUUGUUUUAAUUCACUAUGUACCAGUUCAUCUCGUCAGUGAAUGCCAGCUUUAACAUCAAUUAUGUUUCUAUUAAAUCAUGUUUAUUGUGAAUUGUAAUUAGAAACGCCAAUUUUCCAGAGGGCCUUGUAAAUUGUUAUGUAUAAAAGUCCUCGUUAGUUGUGAUUAUAAAAGUACAAACCGAAUUGGGGAGUUUGCAACUAUACGAGUGUUGUAACGACGCUGACGACACAAUCGUGUCGGGGAACUCUCGACCAUGCUGUUGUUUACUCUUUCUAUUGAUAUGGAUGCGAUAGAGACGGAGGCUGAGGGAUUCGCAACGGAUAGUUGUAGAGCGAUAUUGGACGAGCUACUCGUGGGAGCUCAAGACGUUGUGGUGCUAAGCCUACACGGACACCGGCCUCCAACGCCUACUUGUUACUAGUGGUUCUUGUUGAAACGUGAUAAUAAUGAAAUGCUCUGUUUAUUAUUGCAUUACACACUGUUUACAUUCCGCAAACCAAACUAUGUUGAAUUUGUUUACCUUAGUUAUACAUAUCGAUGCAAGUUGUUUUCAAUCACUUAUCCACGUAACAUUUACGGAAUUAGUAGUAAGUUGGAAACAAUCUCUGUCGUGAUGACAUACGAAUUUCAUGUAACGUACUUAAGUGUUUGAUUAAUUGCAAUUCAUUGUAGUUUUUACGCUUAUUUUUUUUAUAUAAAUUUUAAAUUGUAUUUUAUUAGGGCAGCUAUUGCAUAGUUCGCGUUCUUUCAUUCCAUAUGUGUAUGUGUAUCUCGCGGUCGGAAAUGGUAUUUGUUGCCAAAGAAAUGUUGAAAGAUUGGAAAUUAACAAAAUUGAUGCAUUAUACAUUUGAGCUCUCGAUGUCCACGUUUACUAUUCAUGCUUAUCAUGUUUAUUAAUGAACUAUAAUAAUAUUGUUACGUACCUAUGCAUAAUUAUUAUAAGCCUGUUUUUAAAAUGGCAUUUUUCGGGAGUAUUUUUAUGGUGAAUCGUGAAAACCGUGGAACGCGGCGGCGAUGUAAGAAAUACUUCCAAAUUGUCUUCUCUAUGUAACAAUAAUGGACAUUGUGUAAAUUAUUUAUUUUUGAAUACAUCGUUUAACUGUAACGUGUUAUUUAUCGCGCUAAAAGUGUAAGUUCCUAACUGCCUAGUGCCUAGCCUGUCAGUUCGUAAAGCACUCGCCGGCUAGCCUCCCGCUGAUACGUUUCAUUUAAUAUAGCAAAUGUUAUCGUUUAAUGGGUGUAUUUUAUAUUAUUGAUAUAUAGCUUGGAAGAAUGAAUUGUUUGGAACUGGACAGAGUAGUUAUCGCUGUAGCGCGCGGCGACGUCGCCACGUCGUGACGUCACGCGUCACGUCGUGACGUCACUCGCGUCAUGCAAUAUACUAAUAUCACGUGCCUUGGCUACGGCCCACUCCCAUAUCUCCUAGAAAUAAUAUGUUAUAACGUAUCAAUAGUUUCGUAAUGUACAUAUGUUUGCAAAUAAAUGAAUAUUUUAUAGAUUUUUUAUGAAAUUUGUAUAUUGUAAAGAUUUUUAAUUUUAUCAUAGAAUAAUGCCUAACUGACAAUGCUAAAUUCGUGAGAAAUAAAUAACAUUUUAAAA
Molecule: messenger RNA, 8018 nt
Organism: Manduca sexta (tobacco hornworm)
Lineage: Eukaryota; Metazoa; Arthropoda; Insecta; Lepidoptera; Sphingidae
Gene: rock1
Product: rho-associated protein kinase 2
Exons: 13
Coding region: 484-4563 (1359 amino acids)
Biological process (GO): cortical actin cytoskeleton organization; Rho protein signal transduction; actomyosin structure organization
Cellular component (GO): cytoskeleton; cytoplasm
Molecular function (GO): Rho-dependent protein serine/threonine kinase activity; ATP binding; small GTPase binding
Source: RefSeq, a predicted model, not a curated record